AUGUUGGAAGACUCCAAGGACCCUGCCAUACCACCCACAGGCUUCAAAGAGUGGCUCCAAGAUAAAAAUGGUAUCUAUUGGAUCUCUGGGAAAGCAGGGUCUGGGAAAUCCACUCUCAUGAAGUUCCUCGCCGAGAAUGCACGCGUUAGCCACUAUCUCCAAGAUUGGGCGGGUCUUUCUGCAAAACCUGUAUUGAUCUCCUGGUUUUUCUGGGCUGUUGGAUCGGCUAUGCAGAAGUCCAAAGAAGGUCUCUUUCAGUCGCUGCUAUUCCAGAUUCUGAGACGAUGCCCUAAUCUCAUUCCGAUUGUCUGCGAAAGUCGAUGGCAAGAAGAUAGUGCAUACGGCGAAGAGAGCGAUCCAUGGACCCUUGAGGAACUCGACGCUGCUUUUGUCAUCAUAUCAAACCAGCCCACGCCCGGGAUACUGUUCUGCAUGUUCAUUGAUGGCUUGGACGAAUAUGAUGGACGACCCACCGAAAUUAUAGACAGGCUCCAACUUUUGGCAAAAGCUGAAAACAUCAAAAUGUGUCUCGCCAGUCGUCCUUGGACUCCAUUCAGGACAGCUUUCGCUGAAGGGAACUGUGAUGGCUCACUUCUGCUCGAAAGACAUACGAAGCGUGAUAUCGAGCGCUUCGUGAAGGAUAUACUAGAGAAAGAUAAAAGAUUCACCCAAGCAGAGCGAAUAGACAAGAAAUAUGGUUUGUUUGUCCAUGAAGUGAUUGAAAGAGCCCUCGGUGUAUUCUUAUGGGUGUUCUUGGUAGUCAAUCAGCUCUUGAAAGGAUUGGGAGAGCGGAACAAACUAGAAGACCUCCAAGCAAAACUCGACACAAUGCCGAAAGACUUGGAAUCUUAUUUCAAGCAAAUAUUCGAUGGAAUUGACACAGCACACCGGACGGAAUCUGCCAAGGUGUUCCUUCUGACGACCCAUGCUGUGCAGCCACUCUCUGUUGCCUGCUAUCGCUAUCUCGAGAAAGAGCAUCGCGAACCGGGCUACGCGCUUGAAGCGGUGAUCGAGCCGAUGUCCCCAGAACAACUGACGCUCGUACACGAGGAUGUUAGGGAUCGGAUCAAUUUCCUGUGCAAAGACUUGCUCGAGGUGAAUGAGACCCUUACCGACCAAAGGCUUGAUUAUCAAGUGGACUUCCUCCAUAGAACUGUAAGCGAUUUUCUCAUGGAAAAGGACAUGUACCAAGACCUGGUUCAACGCGCGACCGACAACAACACAGCCAAAUGGGAUGCUCAUCAAGCACUCUGCUACGUAGAGCUGGCCAGAGCGAAGAGCUUGCCUCUCAAACAUGGCAUUCAAAACCGACUCAACGUGGUGUUUUCUCUCGUUGACACACUCAUGUUCUAUGCCCACGAAGUUGAAAUAGAGCAGAAAGCGCCACAGACCAAAUUACUAGAACAACUCGAUCGAGUCAUCUCGGACUACGCUGAUAACGGUAUGGUCUAUCACUGGACAAAUGCUCGCGAUCCACCAAGAGGCUUGUACUUCGACGAAUACAACUACAACAGCUUUCUCGCGUUGGCAGUUCAGAGUCGCCUAGGCUUGUAUGUCAAGGAGAAGCUCGAUAGCAAACCUAACCUUCUGCGCGCCAAAAGUGGCCGCCCGUUUCUGGAUUACGCAUUGCGACCCAAUAUUGUAACCCCGACUAGACUUCCGCAACUUGUGGAGUUUAUCGAUUUCGACAUGGUUCGCUUGCUUCUGGACAAGGGAGCCAACCCCAACGAAAAGGUAUCGAUUUACGGCAACAUCACCGUCUGGGCGCUUUUCCUGCUCUCAUGCUACGAGAAAAAGGAUAUCAAAAGUUCCCAAGCCAAAGAAACCUGGUUCAAAGCGGCGGAGUUGAUGAUCAGAAAAGGCGCUGAUAGGAAGCUGAAGCUUGAGACUACGCGGCGAGAAAAAAUGGCGAACCACUUAGAGGCGGAGGCGGCUGCGCUGGUGAAGACGGCAAAGUAUCGAAGAGUGGUCACUCGAGGAGGGAUUAUUGAAGUAGACGUCCCAGUGGAGCUCACGGCUGUGAGUAUCUUGAGGGAGAUCUUCGGCGAUGGCAAGAUUGCGGAGAUAGAGGCUAUUGUACCCGAGACAACGAGCUGGAGUGUGUGGAACUUGAUACCCUGGACUUGA
Letharia columbiana is the source of this 2127-nucleotide messenger RNA. RefSeq lists its product as uncharacterized. The record is from RefSeq and is a predicted model, not a curated record. The coding region runs from base 1 to 2127 and encodes 708 amino acids. Lineage: Eukaryota; Fungi; Ascomycota; Lecanoromycetes; Lecanorales; Parmeliaceae. The transcript has a single exon.